AUGGACUCCAGUGGACUCCAGUGGACUCCAGUGGAUUCCAGUGGAUUCCAGUGGCCCUCUUACCAGGCCAGAUUGGCUGGCAGAAUGCCCAGUCCACUGGAGUCCAGUCCAGUCCAGUCCAGUCCAGUCCAGUGGACUCCCACUGGACUGCCAGCCACUUUCCUGAGUCCAGUCCCAGUCCAGUGGACUAUGAGUCCAAGAUGGACCCUGAACCCUGAACACAGCCCAUUCAUGAUCAUGGCAAUGACAGCUUUCUAUAUUUGGAUAUGGACCCUGAACCCUGAACACAGCCUCUCCAACUUACUAAGCAAUAUUCUGAUUUUCUACACAUUUUUGGCCAAUUUAUUUGCCAUUUUUCCUGAUUUUAUGGCUGCUUCUCUCCUUAAGAGAAAAGGUUCCCGCGGUGAUGAAAGAAAACUGAGAAAAUCUAGCACCAAUAAAGGGACGAUAACAAGGGAGGCUAACUUUGUCCGAGACGGUAUUAUCCUUAUGGAACCUAAGUCAUUGUUCAACUUUGUCAUCCGGGGCCUACUUCAAAUUUCUGCCUAUAUUGUUCGUCAGCUUCCAUUGCCUAUGGGUGUACGAAUAGACCAGGCAAAGUUUACGUCUGCAUUCACCAUGCAAGACAAUAUGACAACCAUCACUGCUGAACCUUGGCCUGAAGCUCCAGAUGGUUCGGUCUCUGAUCCCAUUUUACCAGGGGAGAUUGAGGUUGAUGGGAUGGAUCCAUCUGUCAAAGCAGCUCAUAUUCGCAAAAAAAUCCACAUGGAAUGGAUUGACCACAAAGCCAAUAUGGCCAGCUUUAUACCAUCCCAGUGGGGCCACGUUAAGGACUACACAGAUACGACAAGUCAAGAUACAGAAGUUGAUAGGCCAAAACAUGUGGGUGGUGGCAUCAGCAGGAAAAACAAGAAUGAAGGUCAAAACCGGGAGAGGGAGCUUCAAUAUUGUUACUGA
Laccaria bicolor S238N-H82 is the source of this 957-nucleotide messenger RNA. RefSeq lists its product as uncharacterized. The transcript is spliced from 6 exons. NCBI's taxonomy places the organism in Eukaryota, Fungi, Basidiomycota, Agaricomycetes, Agaricales, Hydnangiaceae. The coding region runs from base 1 to 957 and encodes 318 amino acids. The record is from RefSeq and is a predicted model, not a curated record.